Paramecium primaurelia is the source of this 3194-nucleotide messenger RNA. Lineage: Eukaryota; Ciliophora; Oligohymenophorea; Peniculida; Parameciidae. The record is from the annotation of a GenBank genome assembly.
AUGGGGGCUUAAUAAAUAAGAUAUUAAUUAAAUAAAUAUCUUCUUUAAAAAGUUUAAGACUGCAUUGGAUAUCUAUCAGACAUUGAGAUUCAGAGACAGUUAGAAUAGUAAAUCUUACAACAAACUGAUACAGAAUAGAAAUUAUCUGUUGUUAUUAAUGACAUGAAAUAAAUUACAGAUGUCAUAAGAAAAUUAAAAGAUCAUGAAUUUAAUAGUUUAAACUUUUCCUCUGAAGAAAAUGAGGAAUCAACAUUAAGUCUUAUAAAUAGCAUCAAGGAAAAUAGAAUGAUCAUUGAAUUUUUGUAAUUUUUAGUUCACCUCACAUCCAUUGAUGAAACUUCAAUAUAGGGUGGGUCUAAUUCAUUACACAUAUUAGUUUAGAUGAAGGUGGACCUUAAAAACAAAAAUUUUGAAAACAUAAAAAUCUCAAAUACUUCCUUAGUGGGAGCUAAUUUUGUAAGGUGUAGUUUUAGUGGAUCAUUAUUUGAUAAUAUAGAUAUAAGUGGAGUUAAUUUGAAUUGUGUUCAGAUGUUUAAUUGUAAAUGGAAGAACAUUAAAAUCCAUGAAAUAAAUAUAUUUGAUGGUCAUACAAGUUGGGUUAGAUCAGUCUGUUUCUCUCCUGAUGGAAAUACAUUAGCUUCUGGUCGUCAAAACAGCGUAAUAAAAAGCCAAAUUAGAUGGUCAUACUAGUGGUAUAUUGUCAGUCUAUUUCUCUCCUGAUGGAAAUACAUUAGCUUCUGGUAGUGAUGAUAAGUCCAUCCGUCUAUGGGAUGUAGAGACAGUAGAAUAAAUUUAAUCAUCAGAUAAUAGAUAUAAAGAAAUUUUUGAAAAUUGCAAGGAUUUUUUUAAAUAAAACAGCCCUUUUACAGGUAUUUUUGUUUUAUGCUAUUCAGUCACCACAAAUUAUACUAUUUUUCUUAUAUCCAAAACGCCAAUUUUUUAAGCUUAAAACGCUCUUGUCCAUAAGGUUGAGUUUAUUAAUUAUUCAGGCAUUGAUUUAAGACCAUUAUUAAAAUAAAAAGGAAGUUACAUUUUGGAAAGCUGUAUGCAAAAAUGACAUAUUAUUAUUUUUUAGAAUGACCAAAUAUAUUAAUAUAUCUAGAAAAGACCAUUAUUUAAACAUUAUCCAAUGUUAUUAAGCAUGCUUCAUUUAUGUUUCAAUUUCAUUAAAUCAAUUAGAAACUUCAAUUUUGAUAAUUAUUUAUAUAAUAUGGAAUUUUAUUUUAUAAUAGAUUAAAUGGAACAAAAAUUAAUAUAUAAUUGCAUUUUAUCAGCGUUCUAGUUGGAAAAUAUUAUAUGUAAAAAACAAUGAAGGAAACACACUAUUAGAAUCUUAAAUGAAGGAUUAAUAUACUUUAUAAUUAUGGUUUUCCUUUAUUAAUGAUGUAUCCUUUUGUGUAUGGAAUCAAUUAACAUUAAUUUUGUUUUUAAUAGAAAAAGAUUCUUAUCUUUAGAUAGAAGUUAAUUCUAAAGAAAAAGUAAUUUUAAAUUAUCAUUUAUUUCAACACACAAAAGUUAUAAAAAAAUUAUUAGUAUAAAUGAAAUGCUAAAUCAUAAUUGUUGUAAAUUCAACAGAAAAUAGUAAUUCAAAAGUAAAUGAUUCUUCAAUUAAUGAGCUCAAUCUAAAUUUGAAAAAUGAAAAUAAUAAAUUCCAUUUUUAUUCAGAUAUUCUUUUCCUAUAAAACUAAUUCGAAUUAAACGUUUUUUUGAAUCCUUAUAUUAAUCAGACUUAUUAAAUUAGUAAUACUCCAUUAUUUUUUUUUGAAUUUGAUAAAUUAUUCUGUUAAUAUGAUCAAUCAAAUAAUACUAUAUUAUUUUAUAGAUAUUAUCAAUUAAACAGUUUUAUAAAACCUAAAUAGAAGUAUCUCUACCUAAUUCACCCCAAAGAUUUGUUUUAAAAUGAUACUUUAUUCAUGUGUUUAAGAACAAUUUAUGAAAAUAACACAUUAGAAGAGAAAUCCUAAUUAGUUGAGUAGAUAACAGUAUAACAUAAUUGUUAAAGUAAAUUCUAAUAAAAAAUCUGGAAGUCAGAAGCACUAUUUUUAUUCCAAAAUAGUUAAUUCAAUUUAUAUAAUAAUGAGGGUAGCAUAAGUGUAAGUAUACAAAAUAAUCAAAAAUUUUUGAAUUCUUGUUUAUCAAAGCUUCAAUCAUUUUAUUUUAAAGAUAAGAUUGAGUUGAGAUAAAUAAAUAUUCCUUAUUACAUAAGUUUUCAAAAUGAUUCUCAUUUUUAUAUUUACAAUUGUAAGCAAAAUAAAAUAAUUAUUUCAAUCAAUAGAGAUUAAUUUGAAGUACUUGAAUCUUAAGGGGACUAUUAUAUAAUAAACAAAAACAAGACCAAUCAUUUGAGAGUAAUAUAAUUUUAAGGUGAGUAAUUACUCUAAUUAAAAAUAAAGUUUGAAGAAGCAAUUAUAAAUUCUUAAAAAUUUUCAUAAAGUGUAAUUCUAUACAUGAAUAAUUCAAAUUUACCUCCUUUAAUAUAUUAAAAUUUUUAAUUAAAUGAAGAUGGAAAAUAUCUUUCGAAGAGUCUUUAUUAAUCAGAACCUAUUCUAUUUUAUUAAGAAAUGGGAUAUUAAAAGUUAAUUUAGUAUAAAAAUUUUAUAGCUGUAGAAAAUCAAGGAAAUGUUAGAUGUUUUAAAUUUUAAGUGGGAUUAAUUAUUUCGAUUUAAACUAUAAAAAUCACAAAUAAAGACUAUUCAAUAAUAGCAAUUUGGUACAAUCUAAUAAUUUUACAUUACAAAAUUUCACAAGAUCACUUAUCCUUAUUUAUUGUAAUGAUUAUGAAUUACAUUAAAUUUUUAAUUAUAGUUUUUCUGAUUAUGUAUUUUCAUAUCCAUUUAAGUACAUUAGAAACCCUUCUCAUUUAGCUAUUUUAAUGAAGUAAAACAAAGAAUUAUAUAUAGCUAUUUUUAAAUAUAAUAUAUCUUCAUUGCAAUUUUAAGAAAUUAUUGAAACUGAUGAUUCCUUUUUUACUUUUUAUUAAAGUGAUCUAUUGUAUUAUUGGUAUAAAGAAUGGAGAUAUUUACUUUUAAAUCAAAUUUUGGUAGAAGUAGAAAUAAAUCAUAAUUUUUUAAAGAACUUAUCAUUACUCUAUUAGAAAGAUUUAUAUCCAAAUAAAUAAUAAGAGAGAAGUAUUUAACUGAUAUUGUAGAUUUAAAACAAUUGUUAAAAGAUAUAUCCUCUUAAGAAUUUAUUUA